GACCCCUCCAUUACUUAUUCCCACAAGAAACUUUUGAUUGUUUAUAAUCUUCACACCAUCACUGCCAUGGCCAAAUCAACUCUGUCACUCCCCCCCGUUCUCCUCCUUCUUCUUCUGCUUUUGUUCCUCAAUUCAGAAGAGUCUCUGAAGGUUGCAAAUGCACAGGCAGACACCUGGUGCAUUGCCAAGCCUUCCUCGAGUGAUGCAGAACUGACUGCAAACAUCAACUUCUCCUGCGACCAAGUGCUAGAUUGCGGGCUGAUACAAGAAGGUGGCCAAUGCUUUUUACCCAAUACUCUUGUUCACCAUGCCUCAGUCGUCAUGAAUCUUUACUACAAAACGAUGGGUAAAAAUUACUGGAACUGCGACUUCAGGAACUCUGGCCUCCUCUCCCUGACCGAUCCAAGUCAUGAUAGCUGCACCUAUGUUUAGUAGUCAGUACUACUUUAUAUGCAGAAUGUGAUUUCAGAGGCCAGCUUUCAAGAUUUAUAGGCAUACUAGUGUUUCUCUAUAUAUAAUACCCUUAUGUUUUUCCACUAGAAGCCUAUUAUUGUGGAAAAUAUAUAUACAAGGUUCUUUUUAAAGUGUGUGUUUAGAGUUUGUAAUAACAUGUGGAGGAGUUCUACCAACUCCGCUUCCAUGAAA
Molecule: messenger RNA, 645 nt
Organism: Carya illinoinensis
Lineage: Eukaryota; Viridiplantae; Streptophyta; Magnoliopsida; Fagales; Juglandaceae
Product: glucan endo-1,3-beta-D-glucosidase-like
Exons: 4
Coding region: 67-432 (121 amino acids)
Source: RefSeq, a predicted model, not a curated record